This is a messenger RNA of Aspergillus niger, 420 nucleotides long. RefSeq lists its product as hypothetical. The record is from RefSeq and is a predicted model, not a curated record. The transcript is spliced from 3 exons. NCBI's taxonomy places the organism in Eukaryota, Fungi, Ascomycota, Eurotiomycetes, Eurotiales, Aspergillaceae. Bases 1 to 420 code for a protein of 139 amino acids.
AUGCUCAACAUAUUCCCAGCGAGCAACAGCGCUACGUCGGUUCUUCCCCACGGGAUACCCCAGAUUGAGGGGAACAACGGAGCUAGAUUCUCCGCAUAUCCAGCAAGUAACCGAGAGGGCCUUUUGAUUGAACAGACUGAGGAUAGUGGCUCGGCACUUGGGGUUUGUGGAACACAUAUUUCCAUGCAGUUAGAGGAAAGGUAUGCUGUUCUCAGUACGACACGCUUGGUAAAAGCCUUUCAGCUUCUCACAUACCAGGCAAUUCAGACAGCGGUAUUGGAUCAUCAUUGGAUAAUCCGGGCUCGCCAAAAAUCUAAGAGAGCAAGAAAAAUGAUGUACUAUACAAAAUGCUUAACUGGCAUCUUGAGCGAGGGGCUGAAAGCGUGGGCCAAUAUAGAACGAGGUUUAUUUCCUGCUUAG